Messenger RNA from Selaginella moellendorffii, 1886 nucleotides. RefSeq names its product AP-3 complex subunit beta-2. The record is from RefSeq and is a predicted model, not a curated record. Bases 272 to 1057 code for a protein of 261 amino acids. Gene Ontology annotation, biological process: vesicle-mediated transport; intracellular protein transport. The transcript is spliced from 8 exons. NCBI's taxonomy places the organism in Eukaryota, Viridiplantae, Streptophyta, Lycopodiopsida, Selaginellales, Selaginellaceae. Gene Ontology annotation, cellular component: membrane coat.
UGCAACUAAAAUUCCUCUGGCGCGAUGCUCGACUUCGCGAUCCGCUAUGCGUUGGCCAUAGCGCUGGUCUUCUCCUGCAUAGCUCUCGGAUGGUUCGUGGCGUGGAAGCUGCUGCUCGUUCACAUUCCUCUUGUCCAAGAGAUUUGCGGCUUGCGGAAGAAAUCUAAGAAGCCCGUUCUCAGGGCCAGCGCUCCAUUCCCGGACAGGGUGAAAUCGCAGUGAUUCUUAGGGUUUAUCAGAGCAGGGUUUCCAGGGAGCAGCAGCAGCGGCAAUGUUCUCGUCCACGGCGUCUUCGAUCUCCAAAAUGUCCGCUCUCGUCAGCGGCGUCGGCACGGAUGCUGCGAUCUACGACGAUCCCCAGGACGCGGACAUUCCCACGCUGCUCGACAGUCGCUACGACGCGGACAAAGCCCAGGGAUUGAAGCGCCUCAUCGCGCUCAUGGCACAGGGACAGGACGUUUCCACAUUCUUCCCACAGGUUGUCAAGGGCGUUGCUUCACAGUCUCUGGAAGUGAAGAAGCUCGUUUACAUCUACCUCGUCCACUACGCUGAUAAACGACCAGACGAGGCGUUGCUUUCUAUCAACAGUUUCCAAAGAGAUCUAUCCGAUAUCAAUCCCCUGGUUCGUGCUUGGGCCUUGCGAGCGAUGUCCGGGAUCAAGGUCCGCGCAGUUGGCCCUCUCGUUAUCAUGGCUGCAAACAAGUGCGCCAGAGAUCCUUCUCCUUACGUUCGGAGGUGUGCUGCGAAUGCGGUUUCCAAGAUUCAUUCCAUGGGUGACGAACAACAUUUCGACGAGCUUGUACAGCUUGUGUCCAUCUUGCUGAACGACAAUUAUCCGGGCGUAGCUGGAGCCGCAGCGCAGGCUUUUAUCUCUGUUUGCCCGGAGCGUUAUUCCUUAUUGAGCUCCAGCUUCAGGAAGCUGUGUGGACUACUUUACGAGGCUGAUGAAUGGGGACGCAGUAAACUCGAUUGGCCGGUGUGCGCUUCGACUGUCUUCCACAGUGGCUAUAUGCACCAAGGGUCUUCUCAAGCUAGUCGUUUCUCGGUCUUCCCGUGACGACGAUUCGCUCCACAAUGCAAAUGAUGCUGAACCAAAGGUUGGAGACUCUGGACGUAUAGUCCGGGGAGGGGAAGAGUGGUGGUUCAAGCGGUUUCGUCGCUAAGAGCUAUUAUGCAGAAGCACCCAGCAGAGCAGGACCAGGUAAUCCUUCAUCUUUUACGCAACUUAAACCACAUUUUAGAGCCAACGGCACGUGAAGUUGUCAUUUGGAUGAUUGGUGAACAAGCGAUUGCUCGUCCUGCACUUGCUGAAGGAAUCCCUGUGGCCCUGCGGUAUCUAGCCAAAACGUUUGCAGACGAGUCUAAUGGAACUAAGCUUCAAGUUUUGAACUGCCUUGCGAAGAUCAUUUCAUCUUCUCAACGGUGCUCGUCUUUGAAGACUGUCCUGUUAAUUCUUCAGUAUAUUCUGGAUCUUGCCGCCUGUGAUUUAAACUAUGACGUACGAGAUCGAGCCUGGAUUUUACGAGUUGUCUUGGCUGGCCAUUUAGACGCUAUCAAGCACCAUUCGUCAUAUGACGCAGAUCCACGUCUUCCGGAGAUUAUCGAUGCUAUUUUACUCAACAUUGAUCAGUCAAAACUUGAUCCAGGUGUAAAGCUGCCAACUCCAUGUUUCUUCGCCAGAAGUCGGUACCAGUAUUACCUUCGUUGAGUUUACAGCCGUCCACAUUCCUACCAGAAUCGAUGUCUCAUAUGGUUCAACACAUGUCAGUGAACUGUGGGUGCUCUUGAGUUAUCUAAUUGUCCUCUUGAAGGCUGGUGCAGUGAUUCCAUCUCUUGUGAAUUUUCUUAAGCACACCGAUUAUAGCACUGCCUUAUUUCCUGCCAAA